AUGGCUGUUUUAAAAUUGGAGGCGUAUUCCAAAGAACGUGAUGCGCUGAAAAGUGAAGUAAAGAACAUGCUUGUGUUUGCAGCAAGCGGCAAAAUGACAGAAGAACUUAUAUUAAUUAACACCAUUGAACGCUUAGGUGUUGCGUACAAUUUUCAGGAAUAUAUUGAAGAAAGGCUGGUGGAUUUGUGUAAGAACUGCUUCGAAACUGACCAACAUCAUGAUCUUUUCACUACAUCUACUUGCUUUAGGAUUUUCAGACAACAUGGCUAUAACAUCACUUCUGAUAUAUUUAGCAAAUUCAAAAUUGAGGGGAAAUUUGAUGAAGCUAUUAGCAAAGACCAGAUGAGUACACUGAGCUUGUUUGAAGCAGCACAAUUAAGAAUAACUGAAGAAGCCAUCUUAGAUGAAGCCCUUGCUUUCACAACUUCUCACCUCAAUGCAAUGGCUAAAAGUAGUAACUUGGAGUCGGGAUUACUAAGUAGGCAAAUCAUGCAUGCCUUAGAGCAGCCCCUCCACAAGGGCCUUCCAAGAAUCGAGGCCAAACAUUUCAUCUCUUUCUAUGAGGAGGAUCCAUCUCGAAAUGACUUGCUACUCAAGUUCGCGAAGCUAGAUUUCAAUCUAGUGCAAAUGUUAUACAAGCAGGAAUUGUCCCAAGUCAAAAGGUGGUGGGCUGAUUUGGACUUCGACUCAAAACUACCUCAGUUCAGGAGUAGAGUAGUUGAAGGUUAUUUCCUGGAUGUCUCAAUAUUGUAUGAACCCUGCUAUGCUGUAGGACGAAUCAUGUUCACCAAAGUACUUUGCGCCCUAUCAAUAGCUGAUGACCUCUAUAAUGCAUAUGGCACAAUGGAUGAACUGGAUCUGUACACGAAAGCAAUCGAGCGGUUUGAUUUCGAAAGUGUAGAAGGCCUUCAAGGUCAUUCAAAAGAGUGCUACAUCACUUGCCUAAAUGUCUUGCGUGAAUUUGAUGAUGAAAUUAUAAAGAUGGGAAGAUAUUAUGAUGUUUCUUAUCUUAAAGAAGUGUUCAAGGCAAACUUAAUAUGUUAUCAUAUAGAGGCCAAGUGGCGUGAGAUAAACUAUGUGCCAACAUUUAAGGAAUACUUCCCCAACGCAUUAACUUCAUCAGGCGUAUGGAUUCUGGGAGUAGCAAGUAUUCUGGGGAUGGGGCAUGUUGAUACCGUUAAAGCCUGCGAGUGGGCACUAACAAAACCAAAAGUAAUUCUUGUAGCUGAAGCAAAUGGGUGCAUCAUUAAUGAUAUAGCAGGCUUUGAGGAACAUAACAGAGCACAUGUCGCUACAUCUAUUGAUUGCUACAUAAAGGAGCAUGGGGUUUCUAAGGAAAGAGCUGUGGCCGAGUUAGAUGAAAUGAUUGACAAUACAUGGAAGGAGAUGAGUGAGGCAUGCCUAAGGCCAACGCCAGUUCCGAUGCAAUUUAUCACCGUGUUUCUGAAUUUAAUGAGAGUGUGUUAUGUUACUUACAAGGCCGGGGACGGAUAUACUCAUCCCGAGCAACAAUUGAAGGAUGAAAUCAACUUUAUACUUGAUCCUAUAGUUAUAUGAUCAUAUCUAAGGAUCCGUCAUAUAUGAAUAAUAUUGAUGAACUUCCGGUGGUGUGAUCUGUGACACGUGGAUAAUACACUGGUAGUAUUGUGUGCUAACUCUUUCUAGUUGAAUAAACCCUCUUAUUAAGGGACAUUGCUAAUGUUUGAUGAGGUUAGACCUCUUAGCACAAGGUGAAUCAUGAUAUGAUGGAGUUUGUUUUGUCAUUAUGUUUGAUUUCACAUUUUAUAUUUCACUUUUA
Daucus carota subsp. sativus is the source of this 1798-nucleotide messenger RNA. RefSeq names its product valerianol synthase TPS8-like. The record is from RefSeq and is a predicted model, not a curated record. Bases 1 to 1557 code for a protein of 518 amino acids. Gene Ontology annotation, molecular function: terpene synthase activity; magnesium ion binding. Gene Ontology annotation, biological process: diterpenoid biosynthetic process. The transcript has 6 exons. Lineage: Eukaryota; Viridiplantae; Streptophyta; Magnoliopsida; Apiales; Apiaceae.